Molecule: messenger RNA, 1143 nt
Organism: Trichomycterus rosablanca
Lineage: Eukaryota; Metazoa; Chordata; Actinopteri; Siluriformes; Trichomycteridae
Product: NIPA-like protein 2
Exons: 11
Coding region: 7-1026 (339 amino acids)
Biological process (GO): magnesium ion transport
Cellular component (GO): membrane
Molecular function (GO): magnesium ion transmembrane transporter activity
Source: RefSeq, a predicted model, not a curated record
UCCAACAUGGAGACAUAUAUCCUAGGAAUCCUCAUUGCAAUAUGUGGCAACCUCCUCAUCAGUAUCUCACUGAACACUCAGAAGUACACCCACAUACAACAGUCCCAGGAAAGCACUAAGUCGUACUACAAAAACCAUCUGUGGUGGUGUGGUAUCCUGCUCAUGGGAAUCGGGGAACUGGGGAACUUUGCUGCUUAUGGAUUUGCUCCAGCAUCACUGAUCGCUCCUCUUGGCUGUGUGUCUGUCAUUGCCAGUGCUGUUAUAUCUGUGGUGUUCCUAAAAGAGACAUUACGAGCCUCUGAUGUUUUGGGAGGUGCUCUCGCUCUCACCGGUACAUUUUUGUUGGUGAACUUUGCCCCUCAUUCCGCCCCCCACGUGACGGCAAACAUGGUGGAGCGCUGCCUAAUCUCGUGGCAGUUCCUCGCCUACUUUUUUUUUGAGGUGGUUUUGUUUUGCAUCUUGCUCUACUUGUAUAAGUGCGUAAAUCUGAAACACGUUGUGAUUGUGAUGCUUCUGGUGGCUCUGCUAGCCUCUGUGACAGUGAUCUCGGUGAAGGCUGUGUCUGGAAUGAUCAUUGAAACAAUUCGUGGAAGCCAGCUGCAGCUCAUGUACCCCAUUUUUUACAUCAUGUUUUUCAUCAUGAUAGUCUCAUGUGCCUUCCAGAUUAAAUUUCUCAAUGAGGCUAUGAAGUUGUUUGAUGCCAUGGAAAUUGUUCCAAUCAAUUAUGUCUUCUUCACAGCCAGUGCUGUAGUAGCAGGGAUUUUAUUCUAUGAAGAGUUUUAUGGCUUAUCAAUAAUAUACAUCCUCCUGUUUGUGUGUGGGUGCAUAUGUGCAUUUACUGGAGUGUUCCUGGUUGCUAGAAAUCGACCUAAAAUUAAACUGGACCAAAUGUUCAUCUCACUGGGUCAAGUCCCAGGUAAGAAAAGUACUGAUAAAGUGCACCCACAAAUGAAGGACAACAAAUAUGGAUCCCUGGCUUCCAAACUUGGGUGCGACAAUGAAAUGAUGCAGGAGGACUCCACCUAAUGGACAAGUCACUUUAUUACACAUACCGUGUGUGUGUGUGUGUGUGUGUGUGUGUGUGUGUGUGUGUGUGUGUGUGUGUGUGACAUUGUUGAAUUGUGUGACUGAAUUGUGCAAGAC